GAACAGCCUCCUGUCAGAGGGAAUCGCUCUGACCAUCAAGGAUCGUCGACAGAUAGACCGCCAGCUGAGGAUCCUCAACGCUCUGAAGACCAGCAUCAAAGACCAGGUUAUAGAGAUGCAGAGGAUGGAGGUGGACAUUGACAUCAAGCUGCGCUCUGUAAGGGAUCUUGUAAGGGCUACGCUGAGUUCUCCGUUGAUCAAUCAUCCUACGUGGCUUUGGACAAGCAGAUGGACCAGCUGGAAGCCCAGAGGGUUCAGUCUGUUGAGACCGUCGGCUCGCUUGCACAUCAUGAAGAGCCGCCCGCUUAAAGACGUCUUGGUCGACAGCAAGUUUAAGUCCAGCCUGGCAGGGGAGCAGAAGCAGGAUUUCUUCCCGGAGGUGAAGUCCGUGAAACUGACCUUGGAGGCCGAGGGGUCCAGCGCUUCGUCUGCCGCCUCUGUCAGCAAGGUCCCGGGUACGCACUUCCAGCCUUCGACCUCAGGGUCUUCAUCUUCUUCAUCUUCAUCAUCGAGUUGGUCGACGGGAUCAGGGUCGAAGGACGGGUCGAAGAUAACGAUCACGGAGAUGGGUGGGGGUGGUGGUGGGGGUGGUGGUGGGGGUACGAGGGGGGGAUGGAGAUGGGGAUUUCUUUAAGGGGAUGGGUGGACUCGGCGGAGGGCUGGGGAGUCUUGGAGGCGGAGAUUUCACCUCUACCGGUCACCAGACCACGCAUGUAUCGAGCUGUACCAAGACCAUAAAGAAGACGACAGUGCAUACGAAGGACGGGCCGGUGGAACGUAUUGAGGAAGUUUCGAGCGGACCAGGCUGUGAGGCAAUGAAGCUCGGAGGCGGAGGAGGGAUGGGGGACUUCUUCCCAUCCCUCUCUUCCUCUUCCUCCUCCUCCUCCUCCUCCUCAUUCACCAAAACCACAAGCCACGGCAGUAACAAGGGAGGCAGUAGCCUCUUCAGCAGUACCAAGACCGGCGGCGCUGCCGACGGCUUCGGAGCUGAUUCAUUCGGGAUGGAUCUCGGAGCGUUUAUGCGCGGGAAAGAUGACGAUGAUGUCCCGGAUUACCUCAGCCACAGCCACGGCGUGAAAACUAGUGUCCGGAGCAACGGCAGGCAGAUUAUGUGGGAAAAAUUACAUCUGACCAGGAGUAACUGCCCAAUAUUUGACCUAGCUAGCCGCUGUUUAGCCACUGUCAGUAUCUUAGCCUAGUGGCCGUUAGCAAUUAGCAUGUUAGCCCCCAUUAGCAUCUUAGCCAAACUGACCUUUGCGAUUAGCACCUUGGCCUCGCGGCAGUUAGCAAUUAGCAUGUUAGCCCCCAUUAGCAUCUUAGCCAAACUGACAUUAGCGAUUAACACCUUAGCCUAGCGGCCGUUAGCUGUGAGCGUCUUGGCCAGCAGCUCCUAGCGUCCUAGCGAGAAGUGAAACGUUUCUAUUUUUUUGUCGUAGCUCAAAUCAAAUCCUAGAAUAUGAUCAACAGUAGCCUAAUUAAUAAACACUUGUAAAGUAGUUCAGCCAAUUGCUCAUAUGAUGUGUUUGUGUUAAAAAAUUAUAAUAAUCUAACAAAUUGUAUAAAAUAAGUUCCAGAGAUACUGUCUAAAAUAUGCUGUACUAUACAUCAUAGUGUAUUCUCAACCGCUCCUGGGCUGACUACCAGAAGGUGUAUAGACUACCAGGAAAGGUGAUAGAGGAAGAGAGAGAGAGAAGGAUGGGGAGUGAGUGACAGAGAUAGAGAGAGACAUUGCUGACUGUUGAUUCUGUGAGUAGAUAAUUAAAAUGUGUUUUUUUUUGUCUGACCCUUUGAAUGAUGUCAAUGAACUGAAUGUUUAUGGAAAAAACAAACAACCGGCUAACUUCUGAACCAAUCAGGUACUGCCAAUGUUCAAAUAACUGUUCUAAGAACAGAAAGGGGUUCUAAGAACUACAUUAGAACUUCCGUUAGAAUGUCCAAACCAAGCUACUGAUGCGACAAUAAAAAUAUUUUCACUUCAA
Messenger RNA from Oncorhynchus kisutch (coho salmon), 1979 nucleotides. Its product is annotated as fibrinogen alpha chain. Lineage: Eukaryota; Metazoa; Chordata; Actinopteri; Salmoniformes; Salmonidae. The record is from RefSeq and is a predicted model, not a curated record. Bases 116 to 634 code for a protein of 172 amino acids. The transcript is spliced from 3 exons.